Molecule: messenger RNA, 363 nt
Organism: Knipowitschia caucasica
Lineage: Eukaryota; Metazoa; Chordata; Actinopteri; Gobiiformes; Gobiidae
Source: the annotation of a GenBank genome assembly
AUGAACGUGGACAUGGAAACAUCGAACUCGGACCUCACCUGCCCGUCUGCCCCGUCAAGGCGUGUGUCUGUUGGCGUCAGUACAAAAGUGGACGCCUUUGGGCCUGUCCCUCCUCUUUCCCACCAGAUUGACUUUCUUCAGUGCUGGAAUGAGAGACGUGCCUCCUCCGGGCCUGGACAUAUGAUCUGGGACUGUCAGGGUCUCUAUAUCAAACAGGAUCAACUGGUGCUGGUCCCGCAGGCCUCGGGAUACCUGGACUCGCAUUCCUCUGACACAUCCCCAUCCCAAGAGGAGGAUCAUCUGUCUUUUGUGGCAGCUCUGGCUCAAAGGUGCAGUUUCUCCCUCUGCAUUGUCUCCAAAUGA